UCCAUGUUCGUAUAUAUAUAAAAAAGACUCCGUGUAUGUAGGUGAAGUGUCCAUGUACUAAAUAUAUGAAUCGAAGCAAAACAAAACAAAACAACAGCCAAAAAAAAUGGAUGAAAAAGAUAUUCCAAGGAACUUGAGGGAAGAAGAAGAAGAAGAAGAAGAAAACCUAAGUGAAGAAACCAAAAGUUCGAUCUCUUCACUUCCUUGGGAGAUAGAUUACCUUGGGAACAAGCUGUUCAAGUACCAAGGAUAUUGGUACUACGAAGACAUUCUCCAAGCAAUCCCCAAUUUCCACAAGAGUUUUCAACCACAAGAAACCGAUAUAAUUGUUGCUGCUUUCCCCAAAUCGGGCACGACUUGGCUCAAGGCACUCACAUUUGCACUCAUUCAACGAUCAAAACAUCCCUUAGAAGAAGAUAAUCAUCCUCUGCUAUCUCAUAAUCCUCAUGAGAUAGUGCCGUACCUCGAGCUCGAUCUGUAUCUCAAAAGCUCAAAACCGGACUUGACCAAGUUCUUAUCAUCAUCAUUAUCUCCGAGAUUGUUCUCAACUCACAUGUCGUUGGAUGCGCUUAAAGCACCCUUGAAGGAGUCAUCUUGCAAGAUCGUGUACGUGUGCAGGAACGUGAAAGACGUGUUGGUGUCUCUUUGGCAUUUCCUCAAUGCCAACAAGGGAGUAGAAUGGGGAGAUUUCAGCCAAAGCGAAAAGAUCAGUGGAGUGGAUGAUCACUCUUUCGAGGCUAUGUUUGAGUCAUUCUGCAACGGAGUUACCUUAUACGGUCCCUUUGAGGACCAUGCUUUGAGCUAUUGGCAAGGCAGCUUGGAAGAUCCAAAGCAUGUUCUUUUCAUGAUGUACGAGGAGUUCAAAGCGGAGCCUCGUACUCAGGUUAAGAGACUUGCGGAGUUCUUGGAUUGUCCAUUCACUAAGGAAGAGGAAGAUAGCGGAUCUGUAGAUAAGAUCUUGGAACUUUGCUCUCUAAGUAAUCUAAGCAGUUUGGAGAUCAACAAAACUGGAACGUUAGAUGGAGUAGAUUUCAAGACUUAUUUCCGUAAAGGACAAGUUGGUGACUGGAAGAGUUAUAUGACCCCUGAAAUGGUAAACAAAAUCGAUAUGAUCAUCGAGGAGAAACUCAAAGGUUCCGGUUUGAAAUUCUAGAAUUAUGUGUGCUUUGUCAUAUAUAUUGUUACUGUGAUGUAACAUUAUAAUUGAUGUGUGUGGUUUUUGUUCUCUUUGAUAAACUGCUUUGUUCCUUUGGUUCAUCACUAAAUAACUAACUCCUAUGUCACUUCAUUUAAGACUAAUAAACUAUCAUAUUAUCACAUGCCAUAACAUGCUACUAUUGAAAAUAUGAGUUUUCUGUUAAUUUAAAAAGUUUGCGAAUAAAAUUAUUUAAAUCAAUCAUCUUACAAAGAUGUCAACGAUGCUUGUCAAGAUGAUUGAUAUAGAGUGAGCUAUGUGACUAGAAGAGCCAUUUUGGUCAUAGUUUUUUUGGAACUAUUUUGAUUGAGAGCUCAAGUACAAUAGACCAUUAAAGAUAUGAGAAGUGGACGUGUCAUGUUGCAGUUGCCAGUUGGGUUUGAGUUACCACGAAAAUCAAUGAACUAAACUCAUUAACAUAAAAACCAAACCAAUGGUUUCAACUUUCAAAGCAGGGAAACAUUAAUAGAAAGCAAAAAG
Molecule: messenger RNA, 1675 nt
Organism: Arabidopsis lyrata subsp. lyrata
Lineage: Eukaryota; Viridiplantae; Streptophyta; Magnoliopsida; Brassicales; Brassicaceae
Product: cytosolic sulfotransferase 9
Exons: 1
Coding region: 107-1153 (348 amino acids)
Biological process (GO): sulfation
Cellular component (GO): cytoplasm
Molecular function (GO): sulfotransferase activity
Source: RefSeq, a predicted model, not a curated record